Sinocyclocheilus grahami is the source of this 1643-nucleotide messenger RNA. Its product is annotated as cathepsin D-like. Gene Ontology annotation, biological process: proteolysis. NCBI's taxonomy places the organism in Eukaryota, Metazoa, Chordata, Actinopteri, Cypriniformes, Cyprinidae. Gene Ontology annotation, molecular function: aspartic-type endopeptidase activity. Bases 160 to 1263 code for a protein of 367 amino acids. The transcript has 7 exons. The record is from RefSeq and is a predicted model, not a curated record.
CGUGCUUCAGCACCAUCACAUGACUGAGCAAAAGCUGCACAGCACCAUCGUGUCAGCUGACUGCAGCAGUUUCUCCUACAAAUCAGAUCACUCAACAACACGUUCAACACAUCGAUAAUCCUCCUCCGAUGCGUUAACAGGUCCUGACGGCUCGCCAACAUGAGAAUCGCCUGUCUGCUGCUAGCUGCUGCCUUUUUCUGGACGUCCGACGCGAUUGUACGGAUUCCUCUACAGAAGUUUCGCUCCAUCAGACGGACACUGAGUGACUCCGGCAGAGCUGUAGAGGAGCUUGUGGCCAGUUCUGCAUCCUUGAAAUACAACCUGGGCUUCCCAGCAAGUAAUGGUCCUACUCCAGAAACCCUGAAGAACUACCUUGAUGUGAGUACUGGUUGUAAAUGUCAUUUCCUGUACCCUGUAGUGCUUCAUCACAAGUACAAUGGGGGCAAGUCAAGCACCUAUGUGAAGAACGGGACUGAAUUUUCCAUACAGUAUGGUUCCGGAAGCUUGUCUGGUUAUCUCAGCCAGGACACAUGCACGAUUGGGGAUAUUGUGGUUGAGAAGCAGAUAUUUGGAGAAGCUAUCAAACAGCCAGGGGUGGCCUUCAUCGCAGCCAAGUUUGAUGGUAUUCUCGGCAUGGCUUAUCCUCGCAUCUCCGUGGAUGGGGUUCCUCCUGUUUUUGACAUGAUGAUGAGCCAGAAGAAAGUGGAGAAAAAUAUUUUCUCUUUCUAUUUGAACAGAAACCCUGACACUCAACCUGGUGGUGAGUUGCUCCUUGGAGGCACAGACCCUAAAUAUUACACUGGAGACUUUAACUACGUGGCCAUCAGCAGACAGGCCUAUUGGCAGAUUCACAUGGAUGGCAUGAGCAUCGGCAGUGAGUUGACUCUGUGUAAAGGAGGAUGUGAAGCCAUCGUGGACACUGGAACGUCUCUGAUCACCGGCCCAGCUGCUGAAAUCAAAGCCCUGCAGAAGGCUAUUGGUGCAAUCCCUCUGAUCCAGGGAGAGCCAGUAUUGGGAAAGCAAAACACUGAAGGGAUUUUUGCUAAUCACAACAACAUUCUAAAGACGUAUCUCUCUCUGUUUGUUUGUAUGUGUUUACAGGAAAGCCAGGGAGGAAAGGAGAUCUGUCUGAGUGGAUUCAUGGGCCUGGAUAUCCCACCCCCGGCUGGACCCCUGUGGAUUCUGGGUGAUGUGUUCAUUGGGCAGUACUACACUGUGUUUGAUCGGGAGAACAACCGAGUGGGCUUUGCUAAGUCAGUAUAAGCCCAACCGUAGACCUUAACACUUUUAAGAUGUGUCAUGAGAGUAAUAAGAAAUCUAGGAACAUCAUCUCUACUUAAAUGGCAUGAUAGUGGUAUGAUUGUUGUUUGCACUGCUUUUAGCUUUCAAAUGUUUUCAUUUUAAAGGGGCAUGUGGAGAUGAAAUGAUUCAGGGAAAAGUCAAAAAGAUGACAAGUUACACAUUUGCUUUUUAGCAGAGGCUUAUUUGAAUGUGAUUGUAACACAAGGUUUUAAUGUUUAUUUUAUAAUUAUGUCAUUGAUUUGAGACACUACGUGUUUUAAGAUUUAUAUUGUUGAAAAUGACCUUCCAAUGACUCAACAAAUCAGAAUUGGACAAUAUGGACAAUAAAGGUUUUAAAUCCA